AUGGAAUGUUUUGAUGAAUGGUUCAGUUUAUAUUUUUUGAUAGCUUUUUUAUUUAUAAUAUCUAUUAAUUUAAUUGGAAAUAUUAAAGGUUUAAGAUAUAUGUAUUGGGAUAUGAUUUAUUAUAUUAUGCCUGAACGUGUUCAGGCUGGUAUUUAUUUAUUAUUUUAUCCGUUGUUGGCUUCUUUACCAUUGUUGAUUGCUUUAUUAAAUUUUUAUCAGAUGAAUGGAACUUUAUAUUUAUAUGGAUUUUUGGGUGAUGAAGUUAGUAAUUUAAAAUGCCUAUAUUUAUGGUUCAUUUAUGAUUACCUAAGGCUCAUGUUGAAGCUCCUAUUUCUGCUCAUGUUGGCAGGUGUUUUGUUAAAAUUGGGUGGUUAUGGAUUAAUGCGUGUUUUUGGUAUUAUAGUGGAUUUGAAAUCAUUAAUUGCUUAUUCAUCUGUUGUGCAUAUAGAAAUAGUUUUAGGUGGUUUAAUGACUUUGAAUUCUUGGGGUUUUUGUGGUUGUUAUUUGAUAAUAAUUGGAUAUGGAUUAUGUUCUUCUGGUUUAUUUUGGUUAUCAAAUACUAUUUAUGAGCGAUUAGGAAGUCGUAGAUUAAUUAUUAAUAAGGGAUUAAUA
Molecule: messenger RNA, 612 nt
Organism: Gryllus bimaculatus (two-spotted cricket)
Lineage: Eukaryota; Metazoa; Arthropoda; Insecta; Orthoptera; Gryllidae
Source: the annotation of a GenBank genome assembly